CCCCAGAUACCUCCCAUGCCUCCCCCUCCUCUUGCCUCUUGCCCCAAUACCUCCCACAAUUCCCCCUCUUCUAGCCCCCCUCUGCCCAAAUACCUCCCAUCCUCCUUGUCUUCUAACUCUCCCUCCAGUUCCUCCCCCUCUUUUAGUCCGUGCCCCUGAAAUUCCUCCCCCUCUUCUAGCCCCACCCCGAAAUACCUCCCACCCCGUCUUCUAGCUCCCUUCCUCCAAAUACCUCCCAUCCUCUCCCCUCCUCUAGCCCCCAGCCCUGCCUCUGCCCCCUCCUAACACCUACCCUGACCCCUCAGCACUCCCUCUAGACCCUCCCAAAUACCAUGACCCCCCCCCCAACUUCCUCCAUUUUUAGACCCCCCCCAACACCUGCCCUGACCCCCUCUCCCUCUCUAUCCCUCAACACCUACCCUGGUCUCUAACAUCCUUGCUUGUCGCCCAGGGAUUUUUCAACCUUUUUCAUUUGCGGACCCCCAAAACAUUUCCAAUGGAGGUGCGGCCUACUUUGGAAAUCUCCGCUGUACUCUGCAGACCCCCAGGGAGCUGGGUGCCAUGGGUUGAAAACCACUGCCCUAGACCCUCCCCCAACAUCUACCCCAGCACCUCUGUCCUCUAGCCCCCCUGCCCACCUGCUUUCCUCCUCUAGCCUUCAGAGACGAAAGGAUCCCGAGAGCUGGGCGGGUGAAUGUGUUGCCCCCUCCUCAGAUGGGCUGGACGCUGGAUUAUUUAUUCAGAUUUAUCCAAUCUGAAUAAAUAAUCCCUCCCUGCUUGUAAUCUCAGCUCCUGCCCUAAUUUGCCUCUGGUGCUAAUCCUGCCUCCUCUGAUUCCUCCCCCAGUAAACCUCCCUGUUCCCUUUACCCUGGUGAUAAACCUGCCCCCUCCUCUAAUCCCACCUCCUUCCCUAAUCUGUUUCUGGCACUAAUCCCACCUUCUCCUCCCCCCUCCCCCCAUGAACCUAGCCCCCUCCUCUAAUUGCCUCCCCAGGAUCCAUCUCUAAUCCUGCCCUUUCUCUCCCCUUCCCUUUGGUGCUAACUCUGUUUCCCACACCUGGCUCUAACCUCCUAAUCUCCCCCAGAUCUAAUCCCAGCCCCCGGUCCCACCCCAGCCCCCGCACUCCCUGUUCUGCUGUCUGACCCAUGGCUGGGCUCUUGCUGCUUUCAGCUGGCAUGGAGGGGGCUCCACCACAUGGUCCCGGAAAACCCCGGCUGGUGACUUCGCUCUGGAUCCAGCCCUUGUCCCUGUGGGAGUCCCUGGACUCGGAGGGGAAGGAUCCCCGGCCUGAGCCCGGCUCUCCUGGUUGCGCCUCCUGGCCAGGGGGUGCUGCUGUGCAGGGGGCAGCUGUCCCCCUGCAGACCCCUGGUCUGGGCCCAUUCCGCCCUGUGAGUGGCCGUUCCUGAGGACGUGUGCCAGAAACCCCAGGGUGCUUCUCAGUGCAUCCAGUGCUCCCCGGCCAGCUGCUCCAUAUGGAGACCAGGAACCCAGAAAACGAGUUAUCCCACGUGCAUCGUUGUGCGGCCCUCACCAGCGACACCUUCGACCGGCUCCUGGCAGGGGACCCGCAGUACUGGAGCUGUAAGAGCAGUGUGGCAGCCUUCAUCCUGGAGCGAGAGGUGAUGGACACGCAGCAGGGUUGCAGGGAGAGCUUUGAGCUGGUGGCGCUGGGCACUGGCGAGACCUGCUACGGUGGCUGGCUGGAUUUCAGAGGCUGGCGGCUCCAUGACAUGCACGGCCUGGUGGUGGCUCGCCGGGCACUGCAGAGGUACCUGUACAAACAGCUGCUGCUGUGGUGCAGCCUGAAGGAGCCAGCGGACCGGGAGAAAUGCAUCUUCCAGCCCUCAGCAGAGGCGGGGCUGCUGGCCCUCAAGCCGAAGGUCUUUGUGCAUCUGUAUCUGAGCCACGUGCCCACAGGGGCCUCCGAGAACGUCCCCAUCCCGUUCCCUGGGAGAAAGCCCUCGGUCAGCCUCUACGUCCAUGCCAAGGGCGCGCUGACGCCCGUCCCCAGCUGCCCGGCAAGCCUGCUGGCCGCCUGCGUCUGCUGCGCCUCCGGCAGCGACAAGCUGAGCCGCUGGAGCGUGCUGGGCCUGCAGGGGGCGCUCCUCAGCCACUUCAUGGAGCCGCUGUACCUCUCCAGCAUCAUCCUAGCGGACCCCAGCCCCACCCAGCUCGCCCUGAACUGGGUCAUCCACGAGCGGCUGCAGCUGGGCCCCGAGGCCGGCCUGCCAGCCCCCUAUGCCCAGCACCAAGUCUCCUUCUUCCUGGGACCCCACGUCAGCCCCCUCAGCUCCAGCGCUGAGUGCAGCAGCCUGAGCCUCAACUGGUGCCGCGGGGACGCAGCCCCAGAGCAGGUGGACGGCACCACUGGGCUGCUAGUGCCGAAGAACCCUGCCGCGGAGGACCAGGUCUUCCCCAGCCAGAUCUGCAAAGCCGCCAUGCUGCGAUACUUCAGGGAGGUGGCGCAGCAGAUGAACAGGAAUGCCCUGCUGGAGCUGCCCACUUACCACCGAGCCAAGAGCCAGGCUGAGUCUUACCAGAGUGCCAAGGAACAGCUCUUCGCUCACCUGGCCUCCCAAGGGCUUGGCAAGUGGCCUCAGAAGCACCUGGUGGACAACUUCACCGGAUAUGCCGUGAAAUAGCCCCGGGGAGGGGUCUGGCCACCUGCCUCCUGGAAAUGCCCCUGGGGCGGGGGAAGGAGUAAAAUCUAGAGACUGUUGCAAAUUUUGGGAGUUGGGGUUAGGGCUUUUAAACUCUUGUUUGCCAUGCUGCGUGGGGGAGGGGCAAAUGCCCACUUUUCAUUUGAUUUUUUUCUUUGAAUUGCGAGGGCUGUCGAUUGCCCGGAGUUGCUCCCGCUGGUUCAGCCCUCUUGGCGCAGAGCAGCUGCCAACCUGCUUUCACGGAUGGGUUAGUGCCGGUGCAUUUAGCCCAGAAUUUCUCCCUCUGUAUCAGCCUUGUCCAGCGUUUAAUUACACUCCUCGGUUACCUAGAUUGAGCUGCUUUUAGGCUCACUCGCUCUCAGGCAGAUUUUCCAGCCCUGGAAUCAUUCUCGUGGCUCUUCGAGCCCUUUCCAAUGUGUCCGCAGCCCGUCUGAAGUGUGUCCAUCUAAGGAAUAAAAUCUCUACAUCCCCUAUAGACCUGAACUACAUUUUGUCAAACAAAGUUACGUGACCAAGCGGCCUUUGGGAAAGAGAGAAACCCUGCAUCUCAAAGAGGUAAAAGACACUUUCAGUUCCAUAUAAAGUCACAUUCCAGAGCAGGGUAAAUGUGAUGACUCUGAAUUAGGACAAGAUUCUCCCACUGCGGUCACCUCUGACCUAUUCAAAACUGUUUCACUCAGCACUGGCUCAUUAUUAUGGAGUUGUGUUACUUAAGAAAGUUUUAUCAUCAUCAUCCUAAUGGGAAAAAAACAGCCAGCCUUUCCUUCAGCAAAUAAUCCCAACUCAGCAGGAAAAUGACCAGAAGUGGCUUUGGAAAUCGAUCCGAACUGGGAUUUAACCUCAUAAUGCUCAUGUCAUGUUUGGGAUUAAUUGAAUUCCCCUUUCCGGUGGGUGACUCUUUAAUCUGCAGCCCUAAUGGGUCUGAUUUCAGAUCACAGAAAUUAAAGUGUG
This is a messenger RNA of Mauremys mutica (yellowpond turtle), 3611 nucleotides long. RefSeq names its product adenosine deaminase domain containing 2 (gene ADAD2). The coding region runs from base 1473 to 2642 and encodes 389 amino acids. Gene Ontology annotation, molecular function: tRNA-specific adenosine deaminase activity; double-stranded RNA binding; double-stranded RNA adenosine deaminase activity. Gene Ontology annotation, biological process: RNA processing; adenosine to inosine editing. Lineage: Eukaryota; Metazoa; Chordata; Testudines; Geoemydidae. Gene Ontology annotation, cellular component: nucleolus; cytoplasm. The record is from RefSeq and is a predicted model, not a curated record. The transcript has 9 exons.